Adineta ricciae is the source of this 2700-nucleotide messenger RNA. NCBI's taxonomy places the organism in Eukaryota, Metazoa, Rotifera, Eurotatoria, Adinetida, Adinetidae. The record is from the annotation of a GenBank genome assembly.
AUGAAUCGAUUUGAUUGGAAUAAACUUUCACCUGACGAGUUUCAACGUCUACAAGACUAUAUAUCAUAUGCACCGAAGAAAGUCAAAGAUGUUGUAGCUAUUCUUGAAAAAGAUGAGAAAUGGUUGAGCCAUAAAUACGAAGAACAACUUGACUAUACAGGCUUUCGACAGUUUUUGGAUCUACUUGUCGACAAUGCUGAUAUACCAGAAGAGUUAUGUCGACAUUUAUUUCUAUCAUUCAUCAAAAGACCUCCACCCAUCGUUCCGCUUGAUACAUCAUCGGCUAUUAGUGUUCUUCCACUAGCCACAUCAACGUUGCCAAUCACAACCACAUCGACCACAGCGUCAGCAACAACUGCUCCAUUACCUUUAUCAUCGUUUUCAUUUUUUCGAGCGAAAAAACCUAUAGAUGACCUUGCCAACGAUCCGAAAACCCGCUCGGGUAUAUGUCAUAGUGGUAAAGAAAGUCUUAUGCGUCGAGGUAAUUCCCACGAUCAGCACCAUGAAUCACCUGGAAAUUCUCGACAGUCAUCAAGAAAAUCUAAUCCUUCCAUCCAUUCGAUUCAUUCAUUGCAUAAUAAUGUGGUAACCACUGUUAAUAAUUCCGAUGAUCCAUGGGUCUUUCGUGCGUCUCUUUCGCAAUUACUAAAUAGAAUCUCCGGGAAUGAACUUCUACGUGAUAAUCAUCAUCUCCAUCAUCUAACAGCAGCCCAACAACAGGCAGCGAUGGUUCAAUCUCAGCAGAUUGAUAUCAAUACAACACGAAUCUACUUAAAAGAUAUUAUCUGCUAUUUCUCAUUACUAGAAGGUGGAACUCCCGAGCAGAAACUCGAAUUUAUGUUCAUGUUAUAUGAUGAAGAUGGAAACGGUAUACUUGAUAAACGGGAAACUGAUUCAAUUGUUAAUCAAAUGAUGAAUGUUGCUGAAUAUCUCGGCUGGGAUGUAUCUGAAUUAAGACCAAUUCUCGAAGCUAUGAUGAAAGAUAUUGAUUAUGAUAAUGACGGCGAAGUCACACUAAGCGAAUGGAAGCGAGGCGGAUUGACUACCGCACCACUUCUUGUUUUGCUCGGACUAGAUUCGAAUGUCAAAGAUGAUGGAACACAUUCCUGGAGAUUGAAGCAUUUCAAUAAACCAGCAUAUUGUAACCUUUGUUUAACUGUAUUGGUUGGCUUGGGUAAACAAGGUUUAUGUUGUACAUUUUGUCGAUAUGUUGUUCAUGAACGUUGUGCUAAUCGCGCUCCGCCGAAUUGUAUUUCUACAUAUGCUAAAGCCCGUAAACCUGAUACAAUCAUGUUACAUCAUUGGGUGGAAGGCAAUUGUGCCGGAAAAUGUGAUCGAUGUAGAAAAUCAAUUAAAACCUAUGGCAUAACAGGCCUGCACUGCCGAUGGUGCCAAAUGACAGUACACAAUAAAUGUGUGUCGCAAUUGAAAACCGAAUGUACAUUAGGACAAAAUCGAGACCAUAUUAUUCCACCGAUCUGUAUAUGUCCAGCUGUUUUGGAACGACAGAAACCUUCACGAAGUGGAAAUGAAGUUAAAAAAGAAGAUUCGUGUGUGGAAGGAUCGAUACAAUCGUUUCAAAUCAACCCUCUGCCAAACACUCAUCCUUUGCUUAUUUUUAUUAACCCGAAAUCAGGUGGUAAACAGGGAGAACGCAUUAUGCGUAAAUUUCAAUAUCUUCUCAAUCCUCGUCAAGUGUUCAAUCUGGCUAAGUCCGGACCAAUGCCAGGAUUACAAUUCUUCAAAGAUGUUGAAGAUUUCCGUGUGCUCUGUUGUGGUGGUGACGGAACUGUCGGUUGGGUACUGGAUGUGAUGGAUCGCGUACCCCUUUGUCGUCGUGCUCCUGUCGCUGUUCUUCCCUUAGGCACUGGCAAUGAUCUAGCUCGAUGUUUAGCAUGGGGCGGUGGAUAUGAGAAUGAAAGCUUAACGAAAGUUUUAAAGAAAGUUUCACAAGCCCCGGUGAUCAUGCUCGAUCGAUGGCAAAUCGAAUUUAGUACUCAGACAGAUACAGAAGAGAAAGGCGAUGAUAUUCCGUACAAUAUAAUCAAUAAUUAUUUUUCUAUUGGCGUUGAUGCUUCGAUUGCUCAUCGAUUUCAUUUGAUGCGUGAAAAGCAUCCUGAAAAAUUCAGUAGCAGAAUGAAAAAUAAACUAUGGUAUUUAGAAUUCGGUACUUCGGAAGCUUUGUCCUCAACCUGUAAAAAUUUACACGAAGAUAUUGAUAUAAUGUGUGAUGGUAUAUCGCUUGAUCUGUCGAAUGGACCAUCAUUAGAAGGCAUUGCUCUAUUAAAUAUUCCAAGUAUUUAUGGUGGUACGUCACUGUGGGGCGAGGGUAGUCGACACAAAAAUCGCAAAACACCAUUAAAUUUUCAUCGCAAAGACUCGGAAUAUUCCACAAGUUCAACGUCAGAUAUGACAUUUGUUCUACAAGAUGUAGGAGAUAGACUAAUAGAGGUUGUUGGUGUACAGUCAGCUAUCCAUGCUGGAUCGAUCUAUGCUGGUGUACGAUCAAGUGCGAAACGGCUUGGUCAAUGUUCAUCAGUUGUUAUCAGAACUCACAAAAGUUUUCCGAUGCAAAUCGAUGGUGAACCAUGGUUACAACCACCAUGUACGAUUUCCAUAACUCAUAAAAAUCAAGUACCAAUGUUAAUGGCACCUCGAAAAGAACAUAAAAACGGUCUCUGGCGUUUCUUUCGCAAAUAG